Haliotis rubra (blacklip abalone) is the source of this 867-nucleotide messenger RNA. RefSeq names its product phospholipase A and acyltransferase 1-like. The transcript has 4 exons. Gene Ontology annotation, cellular component: cytoplasm. Gene Ontology annotation, molecular function: glycerophospholipid phospholipase A1 activity; A2-type glycerophospholipase activity. The coding region runs from base 59 to 679 and encodes 206 amino acids. Lineage: Eukaryota; Metazoa; Mollusca; Gastropoda; Lepetellida; Haliotidae. Gene Ontology annotation, biological process: N-acylphosphatidylethanolamine metabolic process. The record is from RefSeq and is a predicted model, not a curated record.
CUUGGCGUUUCAGAAACAUAAAUAAUUGGAGUCACAGUUUACUAAAAGAGUAAUAAAAAUGACGUCCCAGGAACUACAGAGACACAACCAGACAGUACUUGACACCUUGGAAGAAGGUGACUUGUUGGAGUUUGAUCGAGGACUGUACAGUCACUGGGCUGUGUACGUUGGUAAGUGUAGUAUAACAAAAAUAUUGAUGCAAACGCUUGUGUUUAUCUCUUGUUGCAUGUUGAAUACUGUGUUAAUAAUAUUCGAGGAAUAUGACAGUGGUAACAUGGAAGUGGUUCACUUGUCUGGAGACGAUGGUCAAAUGGGAAGUAACCUGGGUCACUCAUGCUCAAUAAGUGGAGUAGAGUCUGAUAAAGGAAUCAUUCGCAAAGAUAGGUUUUGGGACGUUGUUGGAGACAGCAAAUGUUGUUCUGUUGUUUCCAGACACUUGGAACCAUCUAAGAUAGUAAAAAGAGCAUUAUCCAAACCUGGAGAAGUUGGAUAUAACCUGCUCUUGAAGAACUGUGAACACUUCGCUUCAUGGUGCCGGUACGAUAAAGAAGAAAGUGAUCAGGCUGAUGGUCUGUUCACUGCACUAGCGGUUGGAGGGGCCGCUGUGGUGGUGGCGGGAUUGGCUGUCUGGUUUGGAAGGGAUGGAAAGAAAGAAAGAGAAAAGCAGUCAGAAUAUUGAUGUGAUAAAUUUCCACCAUAACACAGUUGCGAGUGAAACAGAAUACAUCGAUCAUGGAUUGAUCUGACGAAUGCACCAUAUCUGACAACAGAGAGGUUUUCUGGAUUCCAUAACGUUCCUCACCAACUCGUACCAUUCCGUGACAAGCCUAAUAUUCAUGCCUGAGUCAUGCUCCUGUUCAUUCAGCC